CGCAGGUUUGCCAUUGGCUCCUGCCUCUUGGCUUUGCCGGACGGUUGUGUUGUCAGCGAAAGAACCUAGACACUUUUCUUUGCCAAAUUCACUCUCACUUUCUCUCUCUCUCUCUCUCUCUCUCUCAAACAUAAUCAAACACACGGCGUUCCCCCCCUUCUUCCAUGGCACAGAUUGCAUUAACUCCUUCGGCAACCCUUGUUUCCUUCAAAGGUGGAGCAAAACGAGGGGCUAAGUUAAGUUCAGAUACUUCGAGACUGAGAGUGUCUAGGAUUGGGACCAAUUUAUGGUUGUUAAACAAAAGUGGUGGAAGUGGAAGUAAAGGCUUUGGAUUAGUUGGUUCCGAUAGAAUAUAUAGAGGAAACAGAGGUGUUGUGAAGGUAUCCGAUGGUCAAGCAGCCCCCUUGUCUGACUCUUAUUUCUGGGCGGCAGCUAAUAAGGCAAAUUCAGAGCCGUCGGAUCGAGACCCAUCAACGAAAAUGAAAGGUACAAGCAGAUUCUUCACGAUCGGGCUCGUCGCAGCGUGGUACUCCUCCAACAUUGGAGUCCUAUUGCUAAACAAGUACUUGCUGAGCAAUUACGGGUUCAAGUACCCGAUCUUUUUGACCAUGUGUCACAUGACGGCUUGCUCGUUGCUGAGCUACGUGGCAAUCGCGUGGAUGAAGAUGGUGCCUAUGCAGACGAUUCGGUCCCGGGUUCAGUUCUUUAAGAUCGCGGCGCUGAGCCUCGUGUUCUGCGUGUCGGUUGUGUUCGGGAACAUAUCGCUCCGAUUCUUGCCCGUCUCCUUCAACCAGGCUAUUGGGGCUACCACGCCGUUUUUCACUGCGGUUUUUGCGUACAUUAUGACUCUGAAGAGGGAGGCUUGGCUUACUUAUGUUACUCUCAUUCCUGUUGUCACUGGAGUCAUCAUUGCAAGUGGGGGUGAACCGAGUUUCCAUCUGUUUGGGUUCAUAAUCUGUGUUGCAGCUACAGCUGCAAGGGCACUCAAGUCAGUGCUACAGGGGAUUUUGCUCUCUUCAGAAGGGGAGAAGCUGAAUUCUAUGAACCUCCUUCUAUACAUGGCUCCAAUAGCUGUUGUUUUUCUGCUACCUGCAACGCUUAUUAUGGAAGAAAAUGUGGUUGGCAUCACACUAGCUCUUGCUAGAGAUGAUCACAAGAUCAUCUGGUAUCUACUAUUCAAUUCAUCGCUGGCAUAUUUUGUAAAUCUGACCAAUUUCUUGGUCACGAAACACACUAGUGCACUCACUCUUCAGGUACUAGGAAAUGCUAAAGGGGCAGUGGCUGUGGUGGUUUCAAUUUUAAUUUUUAGAAAUCCCGUGUCGGUGACUGGAAUGCUUGGUUACUCGCUUACAGUCAUGGGAGUUAUACUCUACAGUGAAGCCAAGAAACGAAGCAAAUGAUAUGAUUCUGGAAAGCAGUAAGGGGAUUUUCCUAUAUUUUGUUCUUCUACAGCGAGGAUAGCAUCAACCCACAUGGAGGCAAAAGUUUGGGCCAACGUACUAGCAGUUUGAGGUGGAUUUUGCCCUCUAAACUCUAUUUUUUGCGGGAAGCCUUCAGAGAUUGGCUUCCACUUGUAUCAGCAACAACUCAGGAUUAGCCAAAGAAGUAGAAAAAUUCAAUAAGUGACUUAUAUACCUCUAUUAUUCCUAGCUUGGGGUUUUGGAGGACUUUUUUUUAAUCUUCUUUUAUUCUUUCAGGAAAGGAUUGUAGAAUUGGAUCUCUACACAAUCAGUCUGUUAUUAACAUUUCUUAUAUUGAUUAAUUAAUGAAAACAUUCAUAAUCUCACCA
Quercus robur (English oak) is the source of this 1789-nucleotide messenger RNA. RefSeq names its product probable sugar phosphate/phosphate translocator At3g11320. The transcript is spliced from 7 exons. Gene Ontology annotation, cellular component: Golgi apparatus. The coding region runs from base 165 to 1400 and encodes 411 amino acids. Lineage: Eukaryota; Viridiplantae; Streptophyta; Magnoliopsida; Fagales; Fagaceae. The record is from RefSeq and is a predicted model, not a curated record. Gene Ontology annotation, molecular function: antiporter activity.